This is a messenger RNA of Pungitius pungitius (ninespine stickleback), 3605 nucleotides long. RefSeq names its product von Willebrand factor A domain-containing protein 5A-like. The transcript has 23 exons. The record is from RefSeq and is a predicted model, not a curated record. Lineage: Eukaryota; Metazoa; Chordata; Actinopteri; Perciformes; Gasterosteidae. The coding region runs from base 236 to 2656 and encodes 806 amino acids.
ACACACGCGCGCACGGCGAAAAACUUCCGCGUGGGCUGUGUUGUUUUGCAGGUUUCAGCUGGCUCUCCUGCAGUCGGCACUCCCUUAAUGUCACGCAUCCAGCAGGCGUGACAUUAACUUCUUUUGCUUUGUCACUUCACGUCGUUCUACUUUAGAAACUUCUUUCAGUUGUCAACGGAUAUUUACAGGAGGAAACCUCAGUAACUCUGUCGCGUGGACAUCCAUCCUCAGAGGCAUGAUGGCGAGCUGCUGUGGUCUGCUAACCUCUCAGAAGGAACCAGUUCCUCUGAAGAGCGUGGAGGUGGAGCUGGAGGUCAGGGACCACGUGGCUACAGUGGUCUCCACUCUGAACUACCAGAACCAGGAGGACAAACCACUGGAGGCCGUCUUUGUCUUCCCUCUGCCUGGAGAUGCUGCCGUCUGUCAUUUCAGCGCUAAGGUCGGACAGACGGAGAUUGUGGCGGAGGUGAAGGAGAAACAGGAGGCCCGUGAGGAGUAUGACGACGCUCUGAGCUCCGGUCAGCAGGCCUUCCUGUUGGAGGAGAGCGAGCAGAGUCCAGAUAUAUUCUCCCUGAGUGUGGGCAGUCUGCCUCCAGGAGAGAGUGCCUCCAUCAGGCUGGAGUACGUCACUGAGCUGGCUGUGCAGGCCGAUGAAGGGCUGAGGUUUCUCCUGCCCGCUGUGCUCAACCCUCGCUACCAACCUCAGGGGAGCGUUCGCAGUGUCAACGUCCAGGUGACCUCUGUUCCAGCCUCUCUGGUGCCCUACACUCUGUCCUUCUCUGCCCGAGUGUCCUCUCCUCGUCCCGUCUCCAAAGUAGAGUCCAGCUCUCCCCUGGACCCUCUGCAGUACCUCAACACAGAGCAAACCCAGGCCACGGUCAAGUUGGCUGCAGGACACAAGUUUGACAGAGAUGUUGAACUGCUGAUUUAUUACAAAGACGCCCACCAGCCCUCUGCUGUGGUGGAGGCAGGACGGGCCUCUUCACAGCCUGGCUCUCUGAUGGGUGAUCCAGUAGUGAUGCUGAGCCUUUACCCAGAGUUCCCCCAAGCUGUGAUGUCCUCAAUGGCUUCAUGUGGAGAGUUUGUCUUCUUAUUGGAUCGAUCUGGCAGUAUGCAAGGAGAACGUAUAAAGAAUGCCAGGGACACUCUGCUGCUCCUGUUGAAGAGCGUACCGCUCGGCUGCUAUUUCAACAUCUACAGUUUCGGGUCCAGCUUUGAACACAUCUUCCCUAAGAGUGAAGAGUACAACCAGAAGACCAUGGAAGAGGCUCUGAAGAAAGUGGAAAAGAUGGAGGCUGAUCUUGGAGGAACUGAGAUCCUUGAGCCACUCAAACACAUUUACAGACAGCCCUCCAUUCCCAGUCAACCUCGACAAGUAUUUGUCUUUACUGACGGAGAGGUGGGGAACACAAAAGAAGUCAUUAAUCUGGUGAAGCAGAAUUCAGCUUCCCACAGGUGCUUCUCUUUUGGGAUUGGGGAAGGGGCCAGUUCUGCUCUCAUCAACGGGUUGGCCAAAGAAGGAGGAGGCCACGCUCAGUUCAUCACAGGGACCGACAGGAUGCAACCCAAAGUGAUGCAGUCAAUGCGGUUCGCUCUGCAACCGUCUGUGGUGGACGUCUCAGUCAAGUGGGACCUGCCGAGCGGAGUCUCUGUCACCGCUCUCUCUCCACCGAUCGCAGCACUUUUCCAGGGUCAAAGGUCACUGGUUUACGCCCAGUUCACUGGACAGAGUUCGGAGGCGUCAGAGGGCUGUGUGACGGUGGCGUACAGCCUGGCAGGUCAUCCCUCUCAGACCCAGCUCCACUUCAGUCUCAAGCCUGCAAAGGACUCUGGACUAACGAUCCACAGGUUGGCCGCUCGGACCUUGAUCCGCUCGCUGGAGAUGGAGGAGAAAGAGCGUGGAGGACAGGAAGACGCAGGAGGGAAGAAGAAGGUGGUGGAGCUCAGCGUCCAAUCAGGAGUGAGCAGUGCCUUCACCGCCUUCAUCGCCGUCAAUAAAUCCAACAGCGAAGCUAUUCAAGGACCUCUGGUGCGCCGAAUGGUUCCAGCACCCAGGAUGACGAUGAUGGGCUGCAUGUUUCAGCCCUGUUCAUUGAGGCCGAUGUCUUGUGAUAUGGCGCAGCUUCCUCAGAUGUCACCUAGGCCGAUGUCUAGUGAUAUGGCGCAGCCUCCUCCGAUGUCUCCUAGGAAGAUGAAGAUUGGCUGGAGGCCUAAGUCCUUUUCAUUGUGGAGGGCGAAAUCAUGUGGUAUGCCGCACCUGUCUCCUAGUGCGAAAUCAUGUGGUAUGCCGCACCUGUCUCCUAAAAGCUCUCAGCCCAAACAGCCCCCCAGAGACCCUUUGCUGCAGCUGGUCUCCCUGCAGGAGGCGUCUGGCUGCUGGGUGCUGGAUCCACAUCUGGCUGCUGCACUGGGAAAGACCAGCGAGGAGGUGGAGAAGCCCAAGCCUGCAUCGGUGAAGCAGGACGUGUGGGCCACCAUUCUGGCUCUGAUCUGGCUUCAUGGUUUCAAGAUGGAUGCUCAGGAGGAGUGGGAGCUUCUGGCUAUGAAGGCUGUGUCCUGGCUCCGAGCUCAGAAAGCUUCAGUGGUGACGGAGUGUGUGGAAGCAGGAAAUGCUCUGUUGGGUUGCAACGUGCAGAAAGACGCCGUGGGGCUCUGAGGUGUUCAUUGAAAGAGCUUCUCCUGCAGGAUUGGACCCCUCUGGUACACCGAAGCAGAUUCACUCCAUCAUGCAACCAUCGACUUAAAAUCAAAUCAACCAAUUUUAUGUCAACUUGGGUCUAGAACAACCAUGAGCUUUUGUGGUUUUUACUUCAGUCUUCAUUUCUCUUUGAUUCGUUUUGCACAACAAACUUUGACAUCAGGUUUACAUGAACUUUAGCCAACUCUGAAUCACAUUUCAAAUGUUUAGCCGCCUGGAGAUGUUUUAGCCACAUUGAGCAAGGCUUAAAAACGUCAUGCUUCAAUCGUGAAUUAUUUUUUUACUAACCUUUGUAAUGAUUAGAAUGAUACAUAUCCCCAAUAACUACUGGGUCUGAUGGUGGUUCAUGCUCUUGUCCACCACUAAUCUGUUAUUUCAUACAAAAUGUAACAAAUUGCAGGUGUGUGGCUGUAAGUAGUUGAUACUUUAUCCAACGCCUAAAGAGCAAAGAAGGUUAUUUAAAAGAGUGCCGAGAAUGACUGAAUUUCCUGAUUCAACCAUUGUUCUCGAGAUCCAUUUUUACUUUAACCAAUUCAACAGCAAGUUGCAGGCGAGAAGUUGAAAGAGAAAAUCAAAUUAUUUUCCUCACAAAGUAACUACAAUGCUAUUAAAUUCGAUCACUUUUUAAAAACUUUUUUAAUGGAAUUGGACGUAAAACUUUUAACAGUUAAAUAUAACAAGAAAAGGCAGAAAAACAAAAUAUAUAGUGACGUUAUUUCUUCAUGUAACCUUGACGUUUUUUAAUUUGAUUAUUCUCUUUGUUCUGGACUCAUACUCUAUUCUUUGUCAAUAUAUUCAAGUAUUCACGAAACAUCUAUCCAAUAAAACAGUUCACAUCUUAAUGAUCUAUAUCAUAUUUUGUAGUUGUAUAAAUCUGUACGUGUAUUAUUUCGUUAUUAAAUCCACG